AGAUAUUGAUCCGCAAGUUUUUGCUACGGUGUCUAGCACGGAAGAAGAUGACAACAUCUUCACAUGCAUAUUAUAUACUCCACCUCUUUCAUUUAUUCCGAAAGUUAUUAUUAAUUGUAUUCAAUCUGAUUGUGAACAAAAAAAAGAAUAUUACCUUAAAAUUAGCUGGUUUGUUGUUGGAUAUGAUUUAAAUUUUAAUUCAGUUUUCGAUCCAGCACAUAGUUGUUUUCAAAGCGAUACAAAGCCAUGCUAUUAUUAUGAUUCUGUGUUCUCAUGUGAAGCACUCGGUAUACCCACAGGACACUCUAUGGUACUAUAUGGUAUUCCUGUAGUCUCAGAGUGGGAUCAUAGUUUCAAAUAUUCGAUCAUUGGUCAUCACUUUAAUAGAUAUGAUGAUGAAGUUCGUGUAGAUCUUUAUGGAUAUGAUUUAAGAAAGAAGGAAUAUUUAAAAAGUUCAGCAUUAAAUAAUUUCAGAUUCAAUAUUCUCUAUCCGUCCAGUCAUCCAAAUUCCGAUAUAUUUAAUUAUUUCAGA
This is a messenger RNA of Dentiscutata heterogama, 532 nucleotides long. NCBI's taxonomy places the organism in Eukaryota, Fungi, Glomeromycota, Glomeromycetes, Diversisporales, Gigasporaceae. The record is from the annotation of a GenBank genome assembly.